CAUUUUGAAAGAAUGGCAUGUCUUUUGUUGAAUCAGGAAAAUGUGCACAUUAAAAUUCCAUCAGCUGACACUGUCGAAGGUAUUACUUAUUAUUGCAUCGAGGUUAGGAUUGCUUCAAUCAAAUGGACUGUGAAGCACAGAUAUAAUGAUUUUGCUGAACUUCACGAUAAACUUGUCUCAGAGAAUUAUGUUAAGAAGGAUAUAUUGCCACCAAAGAAGCUUAUUGGAAAUAAAUGUGAAGCUUUUGUAGAAAAGCGUAGAUUAAGUUUAGAAGUUUAUUUAAAUGAAGUAUACAACUAUCUGAAAAAAGCAAUGCCCAGAGAAUUAGCUGUAUUUCUUGAUAUGCAUAUAUAUGAUAUAUUUUUUCUACUACAGAGUAUGGCUUUAGAAUUUUUUAUAGAAGGGAAUAGUUUAUUGCAAAAGUCCAAGAGUCACAAAUUUAAUCCAGUUCAGCUAUAUGCAAUCAGUGAGAGAUUAAAACAACCCUGUCCACCAAUCGAAGUGGUUGACAAAAAAUAUGAUUUCAGUCAUGUCUUGGAUUUUAAUUCUCAUUUAACUGGUCUUAUCAUUGAAGGAAGUUCAGAACCUUAUAGAACCAGCAAUAUUUAUUCAUCAGCAUUAUCCAUUGAAUUAACAAGUUUCAAAAAUAUAGAAAAUCUAACCAUUAAUCAAUAUCCAAUGGAUAAGAUAUAUCAUAUGGGCAAUCUUCGAGAUACAGUGAAAUAUUUAAAAGUGAACAAUACAAAGCUUAGAAAUAUCGUUGAAUUAGCAAUGUGCGAAGAAGUACAUAAAACAAUUGAAAAUGCGAACGAUUCUCAUGUUUGGUUUAAAGUCACUCAUCUAGAUCUUAGUGAUAAUCGAAUAGAAGUUAUAGAUGAAGCAAUUAAAUUAUUACCACAAAUAGAAUGCUUAACAUUAAAUAAUAAUUUACUCUCUGAAAUUUCUAACAUCACUCUAUUACCAAGAUUGUCUCAAUUGUAUUUAGCAUCAAAUAAUUUCACAACUCUACCCGAUGAUUUGCAUACGAAACUUGGUUAUAUCGUAUAUAUCGAUUUAUCCCAAAACAAAUUAACUUCAUUAUCGAGUUUCUCGAAAUUGUAUUCAUUAGAAGGUCUAGACGUAAGUUGCAAUCGUAUCGAAAAAAUCGAAGAGGUAAAGAAUAUUGGUCAUCUACCUUGUUUAGAAAAUUUAAGAUUAACUGGCAAUCCAGUGUCAACAAUUGUCGAUUAUAGAGUAAAAGUAUUAGAACCGUUUGGAAAAAGAGCAGCAGAUAUUUGUUUAGAUAAUGAAAAACCAAAUCAGAAGGAACUGGAUACUGUUUCUGUUCAUCAAGCAUUACGCAUUGCAAGAGAAGGAAAAUCACCUACAUUCACGGCUUCAGAUGCGCCUUUAUUUUCUGCAGAGAUUCCAAAUAUAUAGAAUUGCAUAAUUAUAAUUUCAUUUCAGAAAAUAAUCUAGACAAAGAAGGAACUUCGAUAUAAAUUUUUAUCAUUGACUCAAAUUUUUUUCUUAAAUAUAAAAGACCAAGAAUUACAAAUUUUCAAACACAUUUAGAUUUUGAUGGAAAUCUAACGAGAUAUUUUAUAUUUUUUACUCAAAGUGAUAUCACUUUUAAAAAUUAAAUUGAAUUAAUUUGUAUGAAAAGGUUCCUUUGUAAAUUAAAUCAAAUUGAUAUUUAAAAUGACAAACAUUCAAGAUUUGAAUCUCACUUGUAGCUCUUUUUAUGAUAUUUAUUUAUGUCACUUUAUCAUGUCGGUGCUUUUUAUUAUCUUUUUUUAACAUUAUGAUGAUAAUCUAAUCAGUAUAAUGUAUACCAAAAUAAUAAUCUAUAAUUUAAGUCUUAGAUAAUGAGUCAAAUCUUUAUUUGACUAAAUCUUUAUUUGAUUUAGAUAUAAAGGAAAUUUUAAUAAUAUGUGGGAUAAUUAAAAAGAAGAUAAUAAAUCUCUCUUUUCGGGGAUAAUGUGCCACUUAUCUAUGUAAAAGUAAAAUUUAUAAGAUUCUACUGUGUACAUAAUUAUUUUUAAAUUGUAUAUUGCGUGUUACCGUCAUAUAUUUUUUAUACGAAAUCAGAAAAUGAAAUAGAAAGAUUAGAUUGAUC
This is a messenger RNA of Apis laboriosa (Himalayan honeybee), 2098 nucleotides long. RefSeq names its product nischarin. Lineage: Eukaryota; Metazoa; Arthropoda; Insecta; Hymenoptera; Apidae. Gene Ontology annotation, molecular function: phosphatidylinositol binding; integrin binding; protein kinase binding. The coding region runs from base 13 to 1419 and encodes 468 amino acids. The transcript has 3 exons. Gene Ontology annotation, cellular component: cytoplasm. The record is from RefSeq and is a predicted model, not a curated record.